Molecule: messenger RNA, 769 nt
Organism: Mycotypha africana
Lineage: Eukaryota; Fungi; Mucoromycota; Mucoromycetes; Mucorales; Mycotyphaceae
Exons: 3
Coding region: 92-634 (180 amino acids)
Source: RefSeq, a predicted model, not a curated record
AAGGAAAGAACUUAAUUCAGGCAUGUUUGAAUGCUCCUGAUCCGAUUGCCAAUGAGCCUACUACGUGUCUUAUAAUAAUACUUCACCACAAAUGAAGGAGGAUAGGCAAGCAUAUGACGAUUUGAAGAAUGAGCCUCAACAACUUCCAAUGCCCACGGCGCCGCCACAGCCGCAACCGCAACAACCACAACAACAGUCGCCACAACAACAGCAACCAACAGGCUACAACAACUCUGCAGCCUAUCAACCUACCUAUUCCCAACCACAGCAGCAACCACAGCAAUCUUCUACUGUAGAUAAUUCUGCUGCCACUGGAGGCUACAAUGGACACCCAGGCUAUUUGAAUACUGCAAUGCCUACAGGUUAUCAACCCUCUGCUGGUCAACCCACCAAUAAUGCUGCGGCUGCGGCUGCGGCUGCGGCUGCGGCUGCUGUUGCUGGUUACUCUCAAUUACCACCUCAACCACCUGCUGGUUUUUAUGCUAACCAACAACAGCAACACUAUUUACAUCAACAGCAGCAAUCUCAACAACCACCACAACAGCAACAAGGAUACUGGCAGCAGCCACCAAGCAAUUUACCCAGACGAAACCCAUCUCCCAUUAUUGAUAACGCUACGGCAAGAACAGAGUAACAUAUCUGUGCAUAACAGUGUUUCUCAAUAGUAAUUUAAGUUGAUUCCCCCUUUCCCUAUAUAUUGAUCAUAUAUUUCUAUCAAGCAUUUCUUAUCUCCCAAAAAAGAACAAAAAAGAAAAAAAAGAAAAGAAAA